CCCUCGGCUCAACAAUCACAUCCAUUCUCUGUCUUGGUCACAAUCUUCUCUGCUUUCUCGCAUCGCCAAAACCAAAAAGUGCUUCUCCCUUCCACGAUUUCGAUCUUAAUCUUACCGUGGAACCGUUUGUGAAUGGUGGAAACGAAUCCGAUUGGUGAUAAGUUUACUUUCCCCCUUCACAUCCAAAGAGCAAGCUUCCUCCUCCCCCUCUCUUCUUCCUCUGCUUUCUCUUUCGGUUCCUGCAAAGAAGGCUGGUACUUUCGCUGCCUCGGCCUCGACCCGUGAAUCUCAAUCUCAUCAACAAACCCUAGUUUCAUCUCGUAAAUUUAGGGUUUUAUUUCUGCUGAAUUUUUUUUCGAAGAUGUUGCUCUACAACAAGCAGAAGAAGAACGCUAAGGGAAACAGAAUCCUUAUCAGCGUUACCGUUCUCGGUAGCGCCGGUCCGAUCCGGUUCCUUGCGUACGAAGAAGAUCUCGUAGCUUCGGUUAUCGACACUGCUCUCAAGUGCUACGCUCGUGAAGGUCGCCUUCCUCUUCUCGGAUCCGACUUCAAUGAUUUCAUUCUCUAUUGUCCCAUGGUUGGACCUGAAUCUAUGAGCGCGUGGAAAGGUAUUGGAUCGCUUGGUGCAAGGAACUUUACUCUGUGUAGGAAGCCAGAGGAGAAGAAUAAGGUGGUCAAGGAAGGUGAUGGAGCUAGAAAAGGAGGAAGCUUCAAAGCUUGGAUCAACAAGUCCUUCAGUCUCAGAGUAUUGGCUGUGUCGUGUGAAUAACCAAACAAACAAACGUCACUAGUCUAUUACUUUAUAGUAACAGAGCUGAUACAGUGAUUCAGUGGUAUGUGUUGUGCCCGUGAUGAGAAGAAUAAUAUGGUGAAGAGGAGACGUCAACGUAGAAUCCAAAAAUAAAAAUGAUCAAAUAUGUGUUGAUUAAAAAAGGCUAAAGAAACUUUGCAACAGAAGAAACAAAAAAAAAAAGUACAGAUAAUGAUCAAUACAGUAGAGUAGAUUCCGUACUAACCGUGCAUUCCACAGCCUUGCCGUGCUUCACGUGUUUUACUUCUUCCAUCACGAAAACGAUCCCUGCCCAACUCUCAUUAUCCAACACUUAUAUUUCUAGAUGCUUCUAGAAGUACUAAAAUGACACGAUGUGUUUGUGUCUCGCUGAAACGUGUACAUCACGCUAAGGUUUUGAGACAUAUACAGUAUAUAGUAAACUAUUAUGACUAAGCUCUACACAAUCACUACACACAAUUUACUCG
Molecule: messenger RNA, 1257 nt
Organism: Brassica oleracea var. oleracea
Lineage: Eukaryota; Viridiplantae; Streptophyta; Magnoliopsida; Brassicales; Brassicaceae
Exons: 3
Coding region: 362-769 (135 amino acids)
Source: RefSeq, a predicted model, not a curated record